Messenger RNA from Lactuca virosa, 1086 nucleotides. The record is from the annotation of a GenBank genome assembly. NCBI's taxonomy places the organism in Eukaryota, Viridiplantae, Streptophyta, Magnoliopsida, Asterales, Asteraceae.
AUGUCUUUCACCAUAACCAAGUCUAUACUGAUUUUAACUCUCGUUUUCAUCUUCUUCCAAGUUCCAACUUUUGCAAGCUCCCCCCAUUUAAUCAAUUUCCGGUCACCAAACCUUUACCCUGAAUCUCUCUCGUGGGACCGAACAGCUCAACACUUCAUAGUUGGGUCCCUCCGCCACCCAACUCUCCUUUCUGUUUCCGAUGCCGGAGUCAUCAACACACUAGUCUCCGACGAUUCCAUUCCGGCCAACUCCUCUUUCCUUGGAAUCACAGUAGAUGUUGUCCACAACCGUAUCCUAGCAGUAGUCCAUUCCCAUUCCCAACCUUCCAACUCUGCCCUUGCCGCCUACGACCUACGCAGCCCCCACCGCCGCCUCUUCCUCGCCGCCCUCCAUGACACCACCUCCACCACCACCGCCCCCGCUGCCAACGACGUCGCCUUUGAUUUCUCCGGAAACGCGUUCGUGACCAAUUCUGCCAGCAACUUCAUCUGGAAAGUGGAUCUUGAAGGUAAAUCGUCUGUAUUUUCCAAAUCCAAAACCUUCACGAAAACACCCGGAAUACCUGAAAUGCCCUGCGGGUUAAACGGAAUUGCUUACUGUAGCAAAGGCUACCUCAUUGUUGCCCAGUCAAACACAGGCAACUUAUACAAAGUUGAUUCCGAAGAUGGGACAGCAAGAAAGAUUCAAUUAAACAAGGAAUUGAAUUCCCCCGAUGGAAUUGCAUUCAGGAGGGAUGGUGUUCUAGUAGUGGUGUCAAAAGAAAAGCUUUACUUUAUCAAGAGUGACAACAGUUGGAGUGAUGGUGUGGUUUAUGACGAGACUGCCCUUGAUGCCGAAUGUUUCGCUACAUCGGUGACUGUAGGAGCGGAGGACAGGGUGUAUGUGUUAUAUGGUCAUGUGGAUGAGGGUAUAAUGGGAAAUUCACAAAGGGAUGAGUUUAGUAUUUUGGAGGUAAGGUCGGAGGAUGAGAGCCGGGGUGAUGCGGUUUGGGUGUAUGUAUUGAUUGGGUUUGGGUUCGCGUAUUUUUUGGUUUGGAGAUUUCAAAUGCGUCAACUUUAUACAAAUAUGAACAAGAAAAUCGCAUAA